Molecule: messenger RNA, 1302 nt
Organism: Ramularia collo-cygni
Lineage: Eukaryota; Fungi; Ascomycota; Dothideomycetes; Mycosphaerellales; Mycosphaerellaceae
Product: probable NADH:flavin oxidoreductase/12-oxophytodienoate reductase
Exons: 5
Coding region: 1-1302 (433 amino acids)
Cellular component (GO): intracellular anatomical structure
Molecular function (GO): NADPH dehydrogenase activity; FMN binding; NADP binding
Source: RefSeq, a predicted model, not a curated record
AUGUCAAACUCCCACCACUCCGUUCAGGCACCUGCAGUGACUCCGGGUCACCUGGUCAACAAAGCUGCACCCAACACAACAUACUUCACGCCUCUCCAGAACCCUCCAGCGGGAACUGCACUCCUCACGGAAGCAAAGAAAGAUGUUCCCAAGCUGUUCCGGCCCCUCAAGAUCCGUGGUCUUACCCUUCAAAACCGCAUCAUGCUGAGCCCGCUUUGCCAAUACUCGGCCGAAGAUGGACACUACACCAUGUGGCACCACACGCACAUGGGAGGCAUCAUCCAACGCGGCCCAGGACUCACAUGCGUUGAAGCUACCGGCGUUCAAGCUCGCGGCCGUAUCACUCCUGAGGAUGUUGGAAUAUGGAAGGACAGCCAGAUAGAACCUCUCUCUCGCACCGUAGAAUUCGCUCACAGCCAAAAUCAGCACAUCAUGAUACAGCUUGCACACGCUGGAAGGAAGGCGAGUACCGUCGCACCCUGGCUAAGCGCUGGCGACAUCGCCGGCAAAGAUGUCAACGGGUGGCCAGAUGAUGUCCAAGCUCCAAGCGCCAUUCCUUGGAACGACAAGCACGCUCAACCAAAAGAGAUGACCCUCGAAGACAUCAAUCAGUUCAAGAAGGACUUCUCUGAUGCUGUCCGCCGGGCUCUCAAGGCUGGAUUCGACAUCAUCGAGAUUCACAACGCACACGGAUACCUCCUCCACAGCUUCCUCAGCCCCGUCAGCAACCAGCGGACAGACAAGUACGGAGGUAGCUUUGAGAAUCGCGUGAGACUCACACUGGAAGUUGUUGAGGAGACAAGAGCGAUCAUUCCAAAGGACAUGCCUCUUUUCCUCCGAAUUAGCGCUACCGAUUGGCUGGAGGAGCAGAGCGAUAUCCCAGAGUCCUGGACUUGUGACGAUACUGUGAAGCUGGCUCCAAUGUUGGCCGAGCGUGGUGUUGAUCUUCUCGAUGUUAGUUCAGGAGGCAACCACCCCAAGCAGCACCCACACAGCAAAYCAGCGUACCAGGCACCGUUCGCCAUCAGGGUCAAGGAAGCUGUUGGAAGCAAGAUGGCUGUGGGAUCUGUGGGUUCGAUUGAGAACGCCACGCUCGCCAACAGUCUUCUCGAGAAGGAUGGUUUGGAUCUGGUCAUUGUUGGACGAGGCUUCCAGAAGAACCCAGGUUUGGUAUUUGCGUGGGCGGAUGAACUGGGAGUCGCGGUAAACAUGCCCAACCAGAUUCGAUGGGGUUUUGGAGGACGUGGCGCGAAGAGCGGAACGCCUGCUACAGAGAUUCCUGAGCUCAUUGGUUCUGCUUGA